This is a messenger RNA of Pocillopora verrucosa, 2314 nucleotides long. RefSeq names its product kelch-like protein diablo. NCBI's taxonomy places the organism in Eukaryota, Metazoa, Cnidaria, Anthozoa, Scleractinia, Pocilloporidae. The record is from RefSeq and is a predicted model, not a curated record. Gene Ontology annotation, molecular function: protein binding.
UCGAGGAAAACAACGAAAGUGAAAUGAUGUUGGGGCCGUGAAAAUCUUACCAAGAAAAUUGAGAACCUGUCAAACCACGCCAUGGCGGCGCAUCGAAGGUUCAAUAUCCCUCUGCAUUCCAACGAUGCAUUGAAAACUAUGAACGAUUUGCGAAGAAAAGGUGAAUUAUGUGACGUGGUUCUCCAUGUCGAUGGUCGCCAAUUUCCCGCGCACAGAAUUGUCCUUGCUGGAGCCAGUUCUUACUUACGAGCCAUGUUUACAAAUGGUAUGUUGGAAAGUGGCAUGAAAGACAUUAAACUACAAGGCGUUGAAGCGAGUGUCAUGGACGGAUUACUCGAUUUUGCAUAUACUGGAGCCAUCGAUGUCACUGUGGAGAACGUGCAAGCACUUUUAUCGGCUGCUUCGUUGUUAAACCUGCAGAGCUUAAGAACAGUUUGUUGUGGUUUUCUUCAGACACACCUAGAUGCUACGAACUGUCUCGGUAUCCGAGCAUUUGCAGAUCUGUAUUCGUGUUCAGAACUCGAAGAAGCUGCCUAUCGUUUCGUACGCCAACACUUCUUGGAUGUAGCGAAGGGUGAGGAAUUCUUACAAAUGCCAAAACAAGCCUUGAGGAGUCUUCUUCGCGAAGACCUUCUUCAGGUACGUUCUGAGAACCAAGUGUUCGAAGCUGUGGAGGCGUGGAUUUUAAACGAUUUCUGUCGACGAAAGGAUUAUGCGGUUGAGCUUCUAAGUCACGUUAGGCUUCCUUUGUUAACUCUCGAAUUUCUCGAAGCCCGAGUGUUUCCAUCUAAAAUUAUCAAGAACAAUGCUGAUUGUCAGCUCCUAUUGGCUAAAGUUCUUAACGAGAGCGCUCGUAAUUUGCCUCGGUAUAUGACACUGCCUCGAGCUCAGCCGCAAGCUGUCUAUGUCAUAGGCGGACGAAAUGGUAUUGAUUGCCAGCUUUCAAGUUUAGAGAGAUACGAUACAUUAACAAACCAAUGGAUUAUGCUGCAAAACAUGAAAUAUCCCAGAACAGCAGUUGGAGCUUGUAGCCUCAAUGGACUUCUUUAUGUAGUAGGUGGCGAGUGUGCAGUUAGUGCUCCUCAUGAUGACACCAUGUACGUGCGACAUGCUGAGUGCUAUGAUCCAGCAGUCAAUCAGUGGAUUUCGCUGGCUGAUAUUGCCAUUCAGAGGUCAUUUAUUGCAGUGACAGCUUUAAAUGGUUACGUUUAUGCCCUGGGAGGUGAAGACAGAACAUGCAGUUAUAACUAUGUUGAAAGAUAUGACCCAAAGACGGAUCACUGGAGUACAGUGCAGUGUAUGCGAAGGAAGAGAUCUGGAGCAGGAGUUGCUGUUUGUGAUGGGAAGCUGUACAUUGCUGGAGGCUACGAUCGAGGUGUUCACAGUGACAGAGCAAGUGUUGAAUGCUAUGACCCUGAUACAGACACAUGGACAUUUGUAACAGAACUUGAAAAAGCACGCUCUGGCAUGUCCCUUGUUGCUCUAAACAACUUCUUGUAUGCACUUGGAGGUCGAAACAGAAGCACAGAUCAUUACUUUGAUCUUGCAGAAAGAUACAACACACAGACACAUCAGUGGCAGCCGGUUGCGCCGUUGAACACACCAAGGGCUUGGCCAUCGGUGGCAGUGUAUGACAACAAGAUUUUUGUGUUAGGUGGAUUUGAUGGUGCACACAGGCUCUCCAGUGUUGAAGUGUACGAUCCAGAAACUGAUACUUGGCGUUUUGUACAGGACAUGAACAUUUGCCGUGCAGGUUGUGGUGCAGCAGUGUUGUAGUUUUAAAGUGAAACAGGACAAAGAAGGUCCUGGUUUUACAGAGGCCUGGAAAGAUCACUGUCUGGAUUUGAACCAGGAAAUUACUUUUACAAUGUUUUUACUCAAUUAAAAAUUUGAUAGCAAAAAUCAAAAGCAAAUAUCUAGGUCAUUUUGUGUUGAAAAGGAUUACUGGUGCACAAACUAGGUGUGAAGGAUUAGUAUUACACAAAAGGAAAAAUUUUAGAGUGUCUUUGAAUUCAGCUUUGUUUUGAUGUUAAUUGGCAGAAAGAAGCUGAGAACUGUCACUGUUAAACAUUGUACAUGCCCUAAGAAUCAUAGUAGGUGUGUUUGUGUCAGGAAGCGUGAUGCAGUUUUUAAAGGGACUUGAAAUAAGAACCACAAGCAUGAAAUUUGUUCCAAGAACUUUCAAUCAGUCUGUGAUUCUUAUGAUCACCAUGUUGCUUUGUAGCAGAUAACUAGCUGUGAUAAUUGCUGUACAAAUACCUGCUAUCUUUUGAACUAAAGUAACAAGGACAAAACAGUCUGCAAUAAACUUUCC